GAGACUUUUUCACAAGUAGCUCCAAUGUCGCAAGUGCCGCGGAAAGCUGGCUUGCUGGAAGGUGACAAGGAGUUCCACCAAUUCGUGGGGCGCAUGAUCCCGGGCUCAGCGCUCUCGGAGUUCUCGGAUGAGCAGCUCUGGCAGGUGAUCAACACCCCAACGGCGAAGCGGCGCUUGGCAGUGCUGCAGCGGUGUCGCAACAGCCAAGGCCGCCUGGAUGCAAACUGCUUCUGCAGGGAAGCCUGCAACGCGGAGUACCUGACUUUGGCCAGUUGCGUGCGAGGUGGCGGGGACUGCCGGGACCAGGUCAAUGCCCUCACUGCCUGCACCAGGGAUGAGUGGAGGGCCUUCCUCUUCGGGUCUUCGCCCUCGUUGCAGAACGACGCCAUCCAGCGCAACCAGAAGUUUGUUGAUCUCGUGCCCUUUGGCGCGGUGCCCUGCUGGCCGAAGGUUGACCCUGAGAGAUUGGCGGGCAGCCACCGCCUCGAUACGCUUUGCCGCUGCGUGGCUGCUGCCCUGCUGAGUCGCAGGCCGCGCAGAGACACUUCCUUCAUGGCGGCGUUUGCUCGACCUUCUUGGACGUCUCGCAUCGGCUGGGGCUUGCUGGAGAGCUUGGACGGCCGACCACCGCCAGGCGCAGACCCAGUUGGAGUUGUGAAGGUGACAGGCGCUGAGGUCUCACCGCUGUCGCCUGAGGAGCGCCAGGUGGCGGGUCAGCUGCAAGCCCUGCUGGCGGGAGAGGAGGUCCAGGGCUGGCAGCGCUGGCAGGAGGCCUCGAUGAAAUCGCUUUUGCUGAAGCUUCAUCCCUCCGGCGCGGAAGGGCGAAGGCUUUUCCUGCUGGAGGAGGAUGCCAAGCUUGAUGUGGAAGAGGCUUUGAUGCAACUGCCGCCGGAGGUUGAGCAGCUGACCUUCAUCGUGGGGGACCACAUCGGCAUGCGGCCAGUGGCACAUGGCAGGCGAAACGGUCUCGGCUGGAGACCGGGGCAGCUGCCCUAG
This is a messenger RNA of Effrenium voratum, 996 nucleotides long. The record is from the annotation of a GenBank genome assembly. NCBI's taxonomy places the organism in Eukaryota, Dinophyceae, Suessiales, Symbiodiniaceae.